Tupaia belangeri chinensis (Chinese tree shrew) is the source of this 942-nucleotide messenger RNA. RefSeq names its product trafficking protein particle complex subunit 3L (gene TRAPPC3L). The record is from RefSeq and is a predicted model, not a curated record. The transcript is spliced from 5 exons. Bases 224 to 769 code for a protein of 181 amino acids. Gene Ontology annotation, cellular component: TRAPP complex. Gene Ontology annotation, biological process: Golgi vesicle transport. NCBI's taxonomy places the organism in Eukaryota, Metazoa, Chordata, Mammalia, Scandentia, Tupaiidae.
UUGACCAGUGGCAGGUUCUGAGGCUACAGGCACUCCUGUUUGGUAUUUUUUUUCCCUCUUCAGUUCAGCAAAAAGAAAAGGGAGAAGAGUACAGAGUAGCACUCCUUUCUCAAAGCAAGAAGGAACUUGAGAAAACAAAGCAAGAGAAUAAAAACUGGUACACCUCUAACAACUAGGCAAAAGAAAAUGAAUUGAAGAUCAUAUUUUUCAUCUAUCAAGCACGAUGUCUCGUCCUGCACACAGAAGACCAGAAUACCGUAAAAUAAAUAAAGAUCUCUUCGUCCUCACCUAUGGAGCUCUGGUUGCCCAAUUGUGUAAAGAUUAUGAAAAAGAUGAAGAUGUGAACAAAUAUUUAGAUAAAAUGGGUUAUAGCAUUGGAACCCGACUGGUGGAAGAUUUUUUGGCUCGAUCCUGUGUAAGAAGAUGCCACAGUUAUUCAGAAAUUAUAGACAUAAUUGCCCAGGUUGCUUUCAAGAUGUACUUGGGAAUUACACCCAGUGUGACCUGCAACAAUUCCAGCAGAAAUGAAUUUUCCCUGAUUCUGGACAAGAAUCCUCUAGUAGAGUUCGUGGAAGAGCUUCCCGCCGGGCGUUCUUCUCUAUGCUACUGCAAUUUACUCUGUGGGAUCAUCAGAGGUGCCCUGGAAAUGGUUCAUUUGGCUGCUGAUGUUACAUUCUUGCAAGACCGACUAAAAGGCGACAAUGUGACAGAAAUAGGCAUAACGUUUCUUAAAAAGCUAGAGGAGAAAAAAUAUAGAAGGAAAAAAUAAAGAAUAGCAUGUAAAAUGCCACAGGGUGGCUAGCUGAGGGGUUAGUAUUAGCUAAACAUGGAUAGCCAUAGAAAUUUUAAAUUUCUUAAUAGCAUAGGCUUUGAAAGACUUACAAGUCAACUAGAAAUUUGCAAUAUAAGGCAUGAGAAUUUAAAGAUUUUUUUCCUUUUGCU